UUCAAAUGACAUGUGUGAAGCGAUUUCAUAGUUGUUUACAAACUUUAAUUAAAUCAUGUUUUAGCUUGAUCAUUAUCACUGACAAUCACGUGAACCACUAGUCUGUCAAAACCAUACAACCAUGAUAUCAACGAUCAAUAAGUGGACAAAAAGUUUGCUAACUUUUAACCACUUCUUCAGACACUUUUAUCCGCAAAUCAGAUGCAAUUCAAUGGACACUAAUUCAGACACCGAUGGACAGGACGAGGACUACCACUACGCGGACCGGGAGUUCAAAGACAUGACAGUCGACACCUUCGCCUCAUUGGUCACCUCCGAGACGACGAGA
Molecule: messenger RNA, 328 nt
Organism: Oppiella nova
Lineage: Eukaryota; Metazoa; Arthropoda; Arachnida; Sarcoptiformes; Oppiidae
Source: the annotation of a GenBank genome assembly